CAAGGCUAUGAACGAGUGGGAGGAGCGAUGUUGGCGAUGUUCCUUCGCCUGUGCCCGCUGCUGGCGUUGCUUCUUGUCGUCGCGCUGGCAGAACCCGGCGGGUCGCCGGGGUCGUGCGUCGCCGGGGUGCCGGGGAUCCCAGGGCAACACGGCGCUCCGGGAAGGGACGGCCGGGAUGGAGAGAAAGGGGUAACUGGAUCCAAAGGCGAGCCCGGAGUUCAUGGAAGCAAAGGAGAAGCUGGCGAACGAGGUGCCCCGGGUAAAUUCGGUCCCAGCGGCGGAGCCGGCCCCAUCGGCCCUCCGGGACCACGCGGAUCGAAGGGCGACGAGGGCGGGAGCCCCGCGGUGCCCAAGUCGGCCUUCACGGCCAAAAUCUCCUCCUCCAAUCCCCCCGCGGGCUCGCCCAUCAAGUUCGACGUCGUAAUCAGCAACGACCAGAGCCACUACGAUCCCCUGAGCGGGAAGUUCACCUGCGUUCACCCGGGCCUCUACUACUUCGUGAUGCACGCGCACGUCUAUAAACACGUUCUGUGUGUGGCGCUCAUCAAGAAUGGCAACAGAGUCGUUUCCUUUUGCAGUGACAACAUAGAGAACAAAUAUGCCAAUGCCAUUAGUGGGGGGUCGGUGCUCAGCCUUAAGGCGGGUGACCAUGUCUGGCUUCAGGUGGUCGAUGCUUACAAUGGAAUGUUUGCUCAACCCGGCUAUCGCGACAACUCGUUCACGGGAUUCCUUUUGUUCCCCGAUUUAUAUGUUCGUUGCUUAGCACCUGCACACCACCAAACAUUCGUGUUGCUACCAACACAAUUUGUGUUUCCAUCGACACGAUAUGUGGUGCUUUGGGGAGAGUAUAUAAAUCCAAAGGUCCUUCAUAAGAGCUAUCACAAUUUAAAGGGGAACCACUCAAGAAAAAAAUUUUCAGUUCUGCAUAUACUUCCAAGACCUCGGCGGGCCCCAGAGAUUUUGUCCAACCUCUACAUUUUCAUCUUGAAAGAUCGAGUGGGAGGAGCGAUGUUGGCGAUGUUCCUCCGCCUGUGCCCGCUGCUGGCGUCGCUUCUUGUCGUCGCGCUGGCAGAACCCGGCGGGUCGCGCACCCCGGAGCUGCCGGGGUCGUGCGUCGCCGGGGUGCCGGGGAUCCCAGGGCACCAUGGGGCUCCCGGCAGGGACGGCCGGGACGGAGAGAAAGGGGUAACUGGAUCCAAAGGCGAGCCCGGAGUUCAUGGAAGCAAAGGAGAAGCUGGCGAACGAGGUGCCCCGGGUAAAUUCGGUCCCAGCGGCGGAGCGGGCCCCAUCGGCCCUCCGGGUCCACGCGGAUCGAAGGGCGACGAGGGUGGGAGCCCCGCGGUGCCCAAGUCGGCCUUCACUGCCAAGAUCUCCUCCUCCAAUCCCCCCGCGGGCUCGCCCAUUAAGUUCGACGUCGUCAUCAGCAACGAUCAGAGCCACUACGAUCCCCUGAGCGGGAAGUUCACCUGCGUUCACCCGGGCCUCUACUACUUCGUGAUGCACGCGCACGUCUAUAAACAUGAUCUGUGCGUGGCGCUCAUCAAGGAUGGCAACAAAGUCGUUUCCUUUUGCAGUAACAACAUAGAGAACAAAUAUGCCAAUGCCAUUAGUGGGGGGUCGGUGCUCAGCCUUAAGGCGGGUGACCAUGUCUGGCUUCAGGUGGUCGAUGCUUACAAUGGAAUGUUUGCUCAACCUGGCUAUCGCGACAGCUCGUUCACGGGAUUCCUUUUGUUCCCCGAUUAAAAUCAAGAGCGUCAACCGCUUCCACAUCAGAGCAGGAGACAAAAAAGCACCGGGUGGUUUUGUUUAAACAUAUCUAUAUAUAACCUGUUAGACUAACAAAAAAUCCCACUUCAAGUAGCGGAACACAUUUGAUGACGCUUUAAUGUUGACGAGUGUGCGAAGGCUCUUUUGUAACGUGCUAGUGGGUUU
Molecule: messenger RNA, 1932 nt
Organism: Lethenteron reissneri (Far Eastern brook lamprey)
Lineage: Eukaryota; Metazoa; Chordata; Hyperoartia; Petromyzontiformes; Petromyzontidae
Product: otolin-1-like
Molecular function (GO): protein binding
Source: RefSeq, a predicted model, not a curated record